Messenger RNA from Colletotrichum destructivum, 1943 nucleotides. Its product is annotated as Putative major facilitator superfamily, MFS transporter superfamily. The coding region runs from base 245 to 1717 and encodes 490 amino acids. The record is from RefSeq and is a predicted model, not a curated record. The transcript is spliced from 3 exons. Gene Ontology annotation, cellular component: membrane. NCBI's taxonomy places the organism in Eukaryota, Fungi, Ascomycota, Sordariomycetes, Glomerellales, Glomerellaceae. Gene Ontology annotation, biological process: transmembrane transport. Gene Ontology annotation, molecular function: transmembrane transporter activity.
CCGCCGCUUCGCCCUAGCGAGAAUGGGCAGAGAAAGUGUCCUAGAGCAAAGUCAAAACGGAAAUCUCUGUGGCGUUCGAGCAAGGCGGUGUUUGCGUUUUCCUGUGACACGAGAAGCGAAAGUUAAUCCUCAGCUGGUGCUUUCUCUUACUCAAGACGACGUUCGACAUCUUUCAACUCUAACCUAGAAGACGACAGCACGGGGGUAUCGUAUCGCCAGUGUGUUGCUGGAAGAGUUCGUCGGGAUGGCCUCUACGCUCGACGUCAAGGGCUCACACGCCCCGGGCCGCGAUGAUGUCGAGUCGCCUGCAGGGAAGGAGGAUCUCUCCCACUCAUCACCCCUCCCAACCGACGCCGAGGAAGAAAAGGCCCUCCUCUGGAAGCAGGACAGGCGCAUCAUCCCGCUGUCGGCGGGCAUCUACUUCCUCUGCUUCCUCGACCGCUCCAACAUCGGCAACGCCAAGAUCCUCAACUCGUCGUCGGGCCACGACAUGCAGACCGAGACGGGCAUGUCGAACCGCGACUUCACCAUUGCCCUCAUGAUCUUCCUCAUCGCCUACGCCCUCUUCGAGGUGCCCUCCAACAUCUUGCUCAAGAAGCUCCGCCCCUCGCGCUGGCUCGCCUUCCUCAUGUUCUCGUGGGGCGCCGUCACCAUCGGCCUCGGCGGCGCCAACGACUUCGCGACCGUCACGGGCGUGCGCUUCCUCCUGGGCGUCUUCGAGGCCGGGUUGUUCCCGGGCCUUGUGUACUACCUCACCUUCUGGUACCGGCACGACGAGCGGAGCGUCCGGGUCGCCAUGAUCCUGGCGAGCGCGACGCUGGCGGGGGCUUUCGGCGGCGCCAUCGCCUACGGCAUCGGGCACAUGAACCAGGUGCACGGCAUGUCCGGGUGGCGCUGGCUGUUCAUCAUCGAAGGCAUCCCGUCGUGCCUGUCGGCCUUGUUCGUGUGGUUCUCCCUGCCGGACUACCCGGAGAGCGCCGGGUGGCUGACGGAGCGGGAGAAGGACCUCGCGGCGCGGCGGCUGUACAGCGAGGGUAGCAAGAGCAGCCACAAGAGCAUGUCAUGGGAGGAGGCCAAGGCGACGCUGACGGACUGGAGGCUGUACGGGCACUAUCUCGUGUACUUUGCCAUGUCGACGCCCUUCUCUUCGCUCUCGCUCUUCACGCCGUCCAUCACGUCGGGGCUGGGCUUCGUGGAUCUGCAGGCGCAGCUCAUGACGGUCCCUCCUUACGCAGCUGCAUAUGUCGUGCAAAUUAUCGUCGCCUGGUCGGCAGACCGCUUCAACGCGCGCGGCGCCCACUCGGCGGCCCUCGCGCUCGUCGGCGGCAUCGGCUUCGCCGUGUCGGCGGUGCUGCCCCCGGACGCCUACAACGCGCGGUACGGGUGCCUCAUCGUCGGGGCGUCGGGCGCUUUCGCGUGCAUCCCGCCGCUGCUCGGAUGGCUGACGUCCAACAUCUUCAGCACGGCGGCGACGGGGCUCGCGAUCGCGCUCAACGUCAGCAUCGGCGCCGGGCUCGGGCAGAUCCCGGGCGUCUGGAUCUACAAGGCCGAGGAGAAGGCGAGGGGCUACCCGACGGGCCACUGGGCGAACGCGGCGCUGCUGUUCGUCGUCGUCGUCGGGUGCGCCAGCCUGAGGGUCUAUUACGGGGUGAAGAACCGUCAGAUCCAGAGACGAGCGGAGGAGGAUGGAACGGUAGCGAGGUUGUACAAGUUGUGAGGUGGACCAUGUUGUCUAGGUGACGGGCAUUCCACCGGCCUCUUCCGUGAAAGAAGUUUCCCCCAGCAUUAAUUAACCAUGCAUAGUAGAAUGACUACUCUGUUAGUCUGUCUGUCUGUCUGUCUGUCUGGAAGGGAGAACUUUGCUUUGUUCACACCUGCGGAAUAAUACAGCAUCCAUUCAUCUCAUGCAACCUUGAUCGAUAAUGACAGUAUCUGGUCCAUCU